Molecule: messenger RNA, 2907 nt
Organism: Mercenaria mercenaria
Lineage: Eukaryota; Metazoa; Mollusca; Bivalvia; Venerida; Veneridae
Product: integrin beta-like protein C
Exons: 17
Coding region: 13-2529 (838 amino acids)
Biological process (GO): establishment or maintenance of epithelial cell apical/basal polarity; heterophilic cell-cell adhesion
Cellular component (GO): protein-containing complex; plasma membrane
Molecular function (GO): calcium ion binding
Source: RefSeq, a predicted model, not a curated record
UUGUUUAAGGAUAUGACACGUCCAAACUCAGCAGCGUCGUUUGCAACGGUCUUGAUGUUGAUAGCCGUGUGUAAGGGUAAUCAUUUUCGCGGCGGAACUAUAAGCUGGAAGCCAACAGAAAACAAUUUAGAGGUCGAAUUUACAUACAAGUUGGGUUGGAGGGAGGGUCGCGGUGCUGGAUGCACAAACGCAUUAGUGGGCCAGUAUGUUAACGGAGACACCUAUGAAUGGGUCUGUACAGCAGGAUGUGGCCGUAGCACCACUAUCUCCUCGGCUGGUUACAUUUGUAGUUCAGCAAGUAUAACACAUCGCUGGGAGUACGGAGAAUAUACGUUCACAUACACGUUUCCAAACACCGGAAAAUUUACAGUACAAUUCAGUGAUUGCUGCUGGAUAAGUCUAGAUUAUGGUUCAGGAGGAAAUGAUGAUUGGAAUAUUGCAACCGAGGUGGAUUUAAGAACAAGGUCAGAUACAGGAAGACCAAAUACAAGUCCAAUUUACACCGGAUUUCCGCUAUACAGUAUCAAAUCUGGAUGUACUACAACGAUAAAACUUCAAGUGUCUGAUGCGGACGGUGACAACAUACGUUGUAGAUGGGCAAACGGCAUUGAGUGUGAUUCCGCUUGCAAUGCAAUUCCUUAUGCUGUAUUAAAUGAGAGUGCGUGUACGUUGACAUUAAAUGCAAUUCACAAAGCAGGAGGAAUAUAUGCAGUAGCUAUUAUGAUCGAAGACAGACCUCUCUCGACAAUCAGACUGGAUGGAAGCACAUACACAUCUACAGAUGUUUUGUCCAGUGUACCUGUUCAGUUUUUGGUCGAAACUCCAGACAUCCCUUCACGACAGUGUAAUGACAGACCCCUAUUCGUUGUUCCAACACCUUCAGGAACUGUUGAUAUAGAUGUUCAAGCUGGAAGUCAAUCCGUAGUCGCCUACUUUGUAGAAUCACGCGGUGCUACCUUAGAAUCAUUUGAUUUAGCUGGACCUCCUGGAGUCCAAAAAUCUACAAUCAGUUCUGUAGCCGGACAGUCGGAUAUGUAUACAUUUACUGUCACAUGGACUCCUUCUAAUACUCAAACUGGACGACACGCAUUUUGCGCGGUCGCAACUGAUUCUUAUGGCAUUGAUACCGGCUCGCACUGUAUCCAGAUGAAUGUAUUAGAUGUGAAUCCAUGUGAUAGUGAUCCAUGUCAGAAUUGUGGCACUUGUACACGUGUCGGUACUACAUCUGCUUUCACAUGCGCUUGUGCUGACGGUUACACCGGGGUAUUAUGUGAAACUGAAUUGAAUGAAUGUUUGAGUAAACCAUGUCAGAACAAUGCUACUUGUACAACUAUUGUAAAUGGUUUCUACUGCACUUGUUCUGCUGGCUUUGAGGGUAUACUCUGUGAGAAAGAUGUGGAUGAAUGCAAAGAUAGGCCUUGCAAAAAUAACGGGAAAUGUUUUGAUCACGUGAAUAAAUUCACAUGUUCAUGCCCACCAGGUUUUACCGGUUCUAUCUGCGAAAUAGAUAUAGACGAGUGUAUAAGCAGACCGUGUUUAAACAAUGGAACUUGCAAUGAUGCAGUUAAUGGUUACAGUUGUACCUGCAGCCCAGGUUUUACCGGAUCUGCUUGUGAGAUUGACAUAGAUGAAUGUCAAAGUACGCCAUGUUUGAACAAUGGAACAUGCCAUGAUCUAGUAAACGGUUAUACUUGUAAAUGCGUGCCAGGAUACUCUGGGAUUGUUUGUCAAACAGACAUAGAUGAAUGCAAGAGUGGACCUUGUUUUCACAAUGGGACAUGCUUUGAUCUGAUCAACAGCUUCUUUUGUGGUUGUGUCCACGGCUACAGUGGAGAUCAGUGUGAAAUAGAUACCGAUGAGUGCGUACACGGUCCUUGUUUAAACGGUGGGAAUUGUACUGACCAACUGGGCUCAUUUAGUUGUACAUGCCUACCAGGAUUCACAGGAGAAAUUUGCCAAACAGGCAUAGAUCCGUGCAAGUCUACACCUUGUAAGAACAAUGGGAUAUGUGAGAAUCAUAAUGGUACAUACUACACGUGCACAUGUGUCGAUGGGUGGGAAGGGGUGAACUGUGCAUACAGGAAGCAAGACGAAUCCUUUGUCAAUUCGUCUUACAUUGCCAGUUCACAUAUGCGUUAUUCUGAAUGUGACUGUUUCCUUGGGCGAGCAAAACAACAGCUAUGUUACAAAUACAAGAUCGGAAACAGCAUCGGCUUUGGUGCACUGGGAACAGUUCUUGGCAUUCUGACUGUCGUUGGACUUUAUGCUUUAUCCGAGUUUGUACUCAGUAAAAAAUUGAUAUGUUGUCAUGAGAAAGGAACAGAUACGGAAGCACCAAAGGUUGAUAAAAACUUUAGUAAAGACUCUGUAGAUGAACCCAGCGAAGAUAUUCCAGAUGUUCAAGAAAUUCCAAUUGUUAAAGAAAAGAAAGAUAAUGGAUUAAAGCCGCAUGUAGGUGGUCAUAAACACAGGAAAUGUUGGGCUUGUGAAAUAAAAUACAAUAAUGCACCUCCUCCAAGGUUUUGGUAAAAUGUUGAAGAACAAAACCUACAUGAAUAACUAUUUUGUUUAAAUGUUGUACACAGAAUUCAAGAUAUUUUAUUUUCUUUCUUUAUACAAUAAUUAUGCUUCAGGGCAAACACAGUGAACAGAUCGUCUACAGUUUUAGUUUCGUGUUUUACAAAUAAAUACUGCAUAAUGGAAGACAAAAUAUAUUAUGUGUAAUUUAUCUUUUAUCAAAUCUAUACUAUAUUGUUCUUCUGUAUCUUUUUCCGCCAAAGUACAUAUUAUCUAUACAUACAAUUGAUUGUGUUCUAUGAAGUACAUAAACAUGAAGUAUGCCUUAUGUCACUAUAACAUACAAUAAACGGUUGAGUAUUGCUAUAUUUUCUGGCCCGUUGUAAUCAU